Messenger RNA from Malus domestica (apple), 1436 nucleotides. RefSeq names its product asparagine synthetase [glutamine-hydrolyzing]-like. Gene Ontology annotation, cellular component: cytosol. Gene Ontology annotation, molecular function: asparagine synthase (glutamine-hydrolyzing) activity. Lineage: Eukaryota; Viridiplantae; Streptophyta; Magnoliopsida; Rosales; Rosaceae. The record is from RefSeq and is a predicted model, not a curated record.
GGUGAUGUCGUUGGGGGGGGAGAGAGGGAGAGCGCGAUUUGGAGGUUAGGUGAAAACAAAGCAGCUUCGAACCGAAGCUGACGGCGGGAGAGGGCGGGUUGUUGCAUCCGUGUUAUUCAGAGUGGGUUUUAAGAGAGUGAGAGUGCUGCAUUCUAAGGUUUGAGAGUGGGUUUCGAGAAAGUGAGGGCUGCGUUCUAGGGUUUGCACAGGGUGAGUGUGGGUGCACGAUUUGGGGGAUUGUAUCUAUCCCACUCUCUCUUCCUCCAUCCAUGACAUCCACAGUAAAACCUAGGCGCUCCUCUUAUAUCUGAAAACCCCGAGAUGCUCUCUCUCUCAUUUUUCUGCUAUCCUAGCCAAACCCAAAGAUCAAACCCAGAUUUCAACCGUACCCUCAACUGUGUUUCCAGCUUUGUUUUGAUUUUCUUGGAUUGCCCUUUUAAUUGUUUGGUAGGCAAGACUGAUGCCGAAGAUGCCGAAUGAAGUGGAACUGAUGAGUUUUGGCAAGAUUUUGGAGAACAACGUGACAGUGGGUCAUUACCUUUGGUUGAUAUUGGUUAGGGAAUUGUCAUGAUGCGUGUUGUUGUACAGCCAGCUAUGGGAAAAUCUAAAAUAGAAAUCAAUUCAAUGAACUUCAAUUUGAUGAUGGAAUGCCAGGAAAAUGCAGUGGAGAGCCUUCUCUCGCUCUCAAAUCUAGCAAAUCGCGCCAGACCACGGGUCCAUCCGCACCACCAACGUUCCUCCGCUUUAGUGAAGCACCGUGGAGCUGAUUGGAGUGGCCUGUGCCAGCAUGGAGAUUGUUUCUUUGCUCAUCAGAGGCUGGCCAUUAUUGACCCUGCUUGUGGUGAUCAACCUCUCUACAGUGAAGACAAAUCAAUUGUUUUCACGGUGAAUAGAGAGAUUUACAACCAUGCAAAGCUGAGGAGCCGUCUGCCAAAUCAGAUUUAUAAGCUGAGUCGCCUGCGGACCCGUAGGCUCGGCGCUCCAGAUUCCCGAGGCUCUGGCGCUCCAGAUCCUCUUCAGCUUUGAUGAAGGGGCAUAUAUAAGAGGAAUCAAGAACGUUGACAACUAAUUACAUAUUUGCCACACUCCCAAGGAGCAGAUCUGGAGAUGUACUGUCCACCAUCCAAAGGUCCUUGUGUCAGAUGAUGCCAGACAGAUCUCAAGAGUUCAGCUUCGAGACGAGGUCAAAUGCGAUGGAGUAGACGAGGAAGAUAGUCUUCUUCAAGGCAUCAACAGAGGAACAUCAAUCAAGAAAAGCAUGUGUUGUCACUUUAGAGAAAAGGAAUACAGAAAGCAAAAGCAAGGAGCGGCGAGAUCAAGCUGCAACAGAAUAAUAAAAGCAGAAAGUAAAAGAGAGAGAUGCGGUGGAAAAGAGAACGACAAAAGCAAAAGAGAGGUGCAGUGGAAAAGAGAAAAGCAAAAGCAAGGAAUAAACA